Messenger RNA from Phytophthora nicotianae INRA-310, 1774 nucleotides. RefSeq lists its product as hypothetical. Gene Ontology annotation, molecular function: hydrolase activity, hydrolyzing O-glycosyl compounds. The record is from RefSeq and is a predicted model, not a curated record. The transcript has a single exon. Bases 154 to 1653 code for a protein of 499 amino acids. NCBI's taxonomy places the organism in Eukaryota, Oomycota, Peronosporomycetes, Peronosporales, Peronosporaceae.
CCAAUCCCAAGAUAAGUGAUGAGCGUGGAAAUCGUGAUCCAUAGCCGAAAUGCUGUCCGAACCUCGGACUCGGACGAGACAAGAAGCAUGCCAUUUUCUUUUGAGCUUCGAACUGCAUAAGCGUUCAUCUCAGUAGCCUGAACCGCUCAGCAAAUGCUUACGAUUCGGUCUCUCGCAGCCUCGGCGCUUGCCUGCGCUCUCCUGUCUGUCAACCCCUCGCAGGUGGCUGCCGACUACACGGUGAAAGCAGAUGCCGCCACGACGGUGCAGGGCACGUGGGACGGUUGGGGCACAUCGCUUUGCUGGUGGGCCAACGUCUUUGGAGACCGCGCGGAUAUCGCUGACGCUCUGUUCACCCUGAACGAGACUGUGACCGUGGAAGGUGCUGGAGACAUCCCGGGUCUGGGCUUUAACAUUGCGCGCUACAACAUUGGUGGUUCGAGCAGCAACGUCGUCGAUGACAGCGGCACUGAGGUUGCGAUGAAGACUUCGGAGAACAUGCCAGCGUUCAAGUUCAUGGAGAGCUUCUGGUUGGACUGGAUGAGCAAGGACCCAGCGUCUACAAGCUGGAACUGGAAGGCUGACGCCAAGCAGCGUGCGAUGCUGACGCUUGCCAAUCAACGUGGAGCCAAUCAACUGGAAGCCUUUUCGAACUCGCCUCCCUGGUGGAUGACCAACAACCGCGCAACUGCAGGCGGCGACAAUGGAAAGAAGGACAAUCUGCAGGACUGGAACCACGACGAGUUUGUAUUGUAUUUGGCCACUGUGGUGAGCAAGGCCAAGUCGGACUGGGGCAUCAAGUUCACAUUCGUUGAGCCGUUCAACGAGCCUUCGGAGACCUGGUGGGAGUUCCCGGGCAAGCAGGAAGGAUGCCACUUCUCGGUGGAUACCCAGCAGACCAUUCUACCUCUUCUACGUAAGCAACUCGACGCUCUUGAGCUUCAGGAUGUAGCGAUCGCUACGUCUGACGAGAACUCGGCUACCGAGGCGUUGCAUACAUUGGAGUCUAUGUCUAGUAACGCCGACGUUAUGGGAUCAUUUGAAAAAGUUAACACGCACGGCUACCAGGGUCUAGAGGCGUACCGUGGUCCUGACCGUGGAGGACUAAAGGAUCUCACCAACAAGUUGACCAAGAGCCUAUGGGACUCCGAGUACGGCGAGAAGGACGCUACAGGACUCACCAUGGCCGAGUCUAUCGGUCUCGACAUUAAUGAGAUGGGCGUGGCGGGCUUCGUGUACUGGCAGGCGCUGGACAGUGGCGGCUGGGGCCUCAUCCAGUCCAACCCGGGCGACAAAUGGAUCGGUACGCCCAACCCCAAGUACUACGUGAUGGCGCAGUACUCGCGUCACAUCCGUUCGGGCAUGCAGAUCCUCGCCUCGGAUGACGCCAAGACUGUGCUGGGUUACGACUCGGCGAAGAAGCUGCUGGUGGUCGUCACCGUGAACAUGGGCGACGCUCAGACGGUCACGUUCGACCUGGCGAGCUUCGCAGCCGUGGCGGGUCCCAUCAACGCGUGGACUACCGAGACCAGCGGCAAGGGAGCGCUCUACAAGGCCAGCACCGUGAAACCCUCGGGCAAGUCGUUCAGCGCUGCGUUCCCUGCCGGGUCGGUCAUGACCUUCGAGAUCGAGGGAGUCACGCUCGCUGCGUAAACCUUCACGUUGACGUUUCUUAUUGUCCUAGUUUAUCCUGAUAACCAUUAAACUAGGUAAAUGUUGUUGUUGGUCCUAAAUUAACCACAACGUUCGUUCCCAACGUUGAAGUUAAACUGGC